Molecule: messenger RNA, 4583 nt
Organism: Odontomachus brunneus
Lineage: Eukaryota; Metazoa; Arthropoda; Insecta; Hymenoptera; Formicidae
Gene: Best2
Exons: 10
Coding region: 933-3464 (843 amino acids)
Molecular function (GO): chloride channel activity
Source: RefSeq, a predicted model, not a curated record
CAAUCGCUGGAUCCUCGUGGCUUACGCUUGCGCGUCUCUUCAUUGGAUAUGAGUUGAUUUCAGGUGUUUGGCUUUUCUGAUUGACGCUUUAAACAGUCUCUACGUAGGGGUACGUAGACAGUCACACACCGUCAGACUUAUGUAUCGUGAAUCCAUCCGGAUAACAUUGUGAAAUCCGAAAGAUAAACGUUCUAGGCCGACAUAAUUGAUCUUGAGAGGGUUUGAGCGAGAGGUAGUUACUUGUACUCGACAUUUAACGUUCCUCGCAUCCACCGCGAUGCAGAUUGCAAGUUUGCGCAACGUGGCCGUCCCGGAAUGGUCGUCUCUCAACGAAGAAGUCGUCGUAAGACCAUGUUCCGCGACACAUAGUAGGAAAAAGUAAAUCGCGUCGCUCGUUCGCCGGCGGCUAAUUUGAACUUAACCCCUCUCUCCCCCGUUCGAGUUUCACCCAUGGCUCCGAGAUUCUCGCAGGUAAGCGGCUUUGCUCCGUGACGGGUUCCGCAGGUGACGCUCACACUCCUGCCUCCCAGGUGGAGGUGGCAGGCCGGGCCCCGUUCUCCGUUUGGUCCCGCCGUCCGUCAGUGGAGUUCAGUCAGUAGACAGUCGGUUCGCCCGGUCAGCUGGUUCCGUCCAUCCGCGCGUGAACAGAACUUCCUGAUGGUAAACCCAUCGUGAGCUAUCAGGUAAAACUCGGUGCGCUUCCCGUCCCGAGCCCCCUCCCGAGCCGCCGCCGAGCGAUCGCCAGCGAUCGGAACGGAACAUCCGCGGCCCGCGCGCCGCAUGUGCGCGAGUGUGCAGCAUCUCCACCGGAAACACCAACGACCACGGUGCGAGGUACGUCCAGGUGAUCCGUAGAAGACGAGCAGGAGGAGGAAGAAGAAGAAGGGUAGCGUAGUCGAGAAGGAGAGAGUGUGCGCGCGGUCAGGCAGGAAAUGACUAUAUCGUACGCGAGCGAAGUGCCAAACGGCUCCAGCUUUGGCUGCUUCUGGAGGAUUCUGAUCAAAUGGCGUGGCUCUGUUUACAAGCUAAUCUGGCGGGAACUACUGGCGUACCUGUUUGUUUACUACCUCAUCAAUUUCACGUAUCGAUACCUACUCAAUGACCAACAGCGGGUAAUUUUCGAGAAAAUCCGUUAUUAUUUCGGUAACUCCAGCGAAUCUAUACCCAUGUCUUUCGUCCUGGGUUUCUACGUGAGCCUCGUCGUGAAGAGAUGGUGGGAGCAGUACAAGCUUUUGCCCUGGCCGGACAAUCUGGCCCUCUUCAUCAGCGCCGCUAUUCCUGGAAACGACGAACGGGGGCGGCUGAUGAGGCGCAACAUCGUGAGGUAUGCCGUGCUCGCGUACGUCAUUACACUGCAGAGGAUUUCGCUUCGCGUCAAGAGGCGUUUCCCGACUCUUCAGCAUAUGGUGGAUGUAGGUCUGAUGAUGGAAUCGGAGAAGAAGAUUUUCGAGAUGAUGAAUAAGAAAGCGGCCAUGUCGAAGUAUUGGAUGCCGCUCGUAUGGGCGACCAACAUCAUCAACAGGGCGAGGAAGGAGGCAUUGAUCACCAGUGAUCAGGUGGUGCAAACUCUCCUCGUCGAGCUCAGCGAUAUCCGGAAGAGGCUUGGCGCAUUGAUUGGUUACGAUACCGUUUGCGUUCCUCUAGUCUACACUCAGGUGGUAACACUAUCAUUGUACGCCUACUUUUUCUCGGCUCUGCUUGGCAGACAAUUCGUCAAACACUCCGAGGGCACCGGAAAAUAUGAGGAUCCGGACAUGUAUUUCCCGUUUUUCACGACGCUACAGUUCUGUUUUUACGUUGGAUGGCUGAAAGUUGCCGAGGUGUUGAUUAAUCCAUUCGGCGAGGAUGACGACGAUAUCGAGCUGAAUUGGCUGAUUGAUAGGCACAUCAAGGCGGGUUACAUGAUCGUCGACGAGAUGCACGAGGAACACCCGGAAUUGCUGAAGGAUCAGUAUUGGGACGAUGUCGUGCCCAAAGACUUGCCGUAUACCGUCGCAAGCGAGCAGUAUCGUAAGGAAGAGCCGAAGGGCUCCGCGGAACAUUAUAAGGUGAAAGAUAGCGAUGCUCUUUACGCGAACGUUAUGUUGGGCACGCAGAUUCACAGUCACGUGCAGCACCGCAAAGCUCAUCAGGACGAUAUGUAUGCCGAUUACGAGAGCGUCGACACCCCAUUGGUCGAACGGAAGAAGAACGGUUGGUUUCAACGGCAGAUCACCCGGGUGGGCUCGGUACGAAGCUCCUCGACCACGUACAGCAGCGGUGGUGGUUUCUUCAAUCGAAACCGCCACAACAGCGUGUACAGCAGCCCCGAGACCGGUGGUCUUCCGCAAACGAACAAUCCAAACUUCAAAAUGUCUCUGUACGAUCGUCUUGUGGGACGCAAGAGCGUCCGCAGUCAACGAAUGGGCCGUCAAGGCACUAUGACGAAACUGAACUCGGUGCCGGUGUCGCUGAAGAACAGGCCGCGCAUACCGACUCCGGACGUGACGAAAGAGGUGGUCGACCGUGAGCAGCGGCUGGCACUGUCGGCUACUAACGCGGCGAAUAUCGGCGCGGGCGUGGUAGGUGUGAUACCAACGAACGGUCACUAUCCAACCGACCUGUCGGUGGUAGUGUUGUCGCCGAUCCAAGAGACCGAGGGUACACCCUCGUCAGGCAAAUCCGGCGCGGCGGCUUUGGCGCAGGCCGUGCUCUCGCCGACGUUAACCAGCGCUGGUCUGAUGACGCCGGUGACCCUGACGCCGGUCACCAUGGGCCAUCUGACGCAGUUGGGUCUCAUGAAGACAUCCUCGACGACACACAUCAACAACUCGGUCAGUAACGUUGUCCAGGCGACGUUGACCGAGGUCAACAGCAGCGAGGAGGAGGGUAGCGGAAGUGGUAGCAGCAGGAGCGGGAGUAUCACCGGCCAAGAGGACCGCUCGACGCCGCUGAUCGACAACAACAACAGUCCGAUCGCUAGCAACGGCAGCUCGCCCACCUUCGGCGGCUACAACGAUCGUUCACCGAUUCUCAUGAGACCGGAGAAACUCAGCUACAUGGUCACCGCCGCCGUGCCCGUUCCGAGUAGCAACGCGAGCGCGGACGCGCGAGGUAGACGAUCAGCGUCCCUGCCAGGCCCGCCGGUCAUUCAACAACGGGACGACCGUAGCAUAUCGCUGCCGCAGUCACCGGGGCUGCAGCCGCGAGAGACCCGAACAGCCUCCGUGUCGAGCAAGCAGGACGGGCUCGUGGACAAGCUGGCCGGCGGCCAUUCGGCCAUUCGACCGCGCACCAGUAGUUUCGGUCACGACUUGUCCAGGCCCACUCAGAGGGCCCAGGACGCGUCGAGGAAGAUCAGCAGCGUCUCGUGUACGAACGCGUCGCUCUCGAGCGGCUUCGGCUCGGCGUCUUCGACGUCGUCCGCGAGCGUGCCCGCCACGACGACCGUCGCGGGCAGCAAGAGGAGCGAGGUCUACGUUUGAUGAAGGAAAAUCGGUCAGCUCGUCCCGAUGAUUAGGAGGUACAAUUAGGAGGUUCAUUAAAAAGUGCAAUUCCGUUCACGUUUCCUGAGAUUCAUCUCCGUCCGUUAUUGUGAUGCUCGUGUAUGUUUGUAUGUAUGUGUUUGCACGUGUGUUUGUGCGUGUCUCGUGUUGUGUAUGUGCACGUAACGGGUUUUAUUUUUGUAAUUUUUCUCGUUCGUAUAUUUCCUCCAGAGGAGUGACAUGAUUGUCUUUGCAGCAGACACAAAUGAUAACGCGAAUACUCCUGAGAAACGCGAAGGAUUAUCUAUGCUACUCUACCAUUCGCGCAUCUCGUUUUUGAUCAUUUGACGAAUCUUUUGGAACGUCCUGCAUUUGAAGCAAGUAAGAUGCGACCAGAUGUUCCAAACGAUGCGCUACUGACGGUUGCACGGGGAAAUUAUUGUAGCAGAAGUUAAAAUUCUAUUUAUUUUUACAAUGUAAAAAUUUAUAAUGUAAAACAUUUUGUAAAGUUGGACUGUGCUGAAAUUUUUUGUAGCAUAAAUUACGGUAGAAAUAGUAAAUUUAACAACACUUAUCUGAUAUAUAAUAUAAAAAUGUUCAAGUAAUUACAAUAAUGUAGUAAAAAAUCAAGCAAUUAUAAUAAUGUAGUAAAAAAUCAAGCAAUUACAAUAAUGUAGUAAAAAAUUAAACGUAUAUAUAUAUUUUUUUUUAACAGUAUAUACAGAGUGUCUCAGAUGUCUAUGAUGAUCUUUUGUCAGAACGUAGAACGGAUUGAGGUGAGCAAGAAAGUCCUGUGCCGUUUUGCGGUAUUCGCAAUAACAAUCGAGAUAUUAAUUAAACAAGAUUGAUGACUGAUCACGCGCAAUAUGAUAGAUGAGCUGCAGUGGCGCCGUCUGCCGUUGUAUACUUAUACAUUAAGUCAAACUGAACAAAAAAGUCCUUUACUAUUUCGCAAAUGACUACUUCUACCAUUGCGCGUGAUCGUUCACCAAUCUUUUUUAAUUAAUAUCUCGACUAUUAUUGCGAAUAUCGCAAAGGCACAGGACUUCCUUGCUCACCUCAAUCCGUUCUACGUUCUCACAAAGGGUCACCAUGGAGAUCUGAGACACCUUGUAUAUU